Molecule: messenger RNA, 1577 nt
Organism: Gigantopelta aegis
Lineage: Eukaryota; Metazoa; Mollusca; Gastropoda; Neomphalida; Peltospiridae
Exons: 2
Coding region: 97-1506 (469 amino acids)
Biological process (GO): G protein-coupled receptor signaling pathway
Cellular component (GO): neuron projection; membrane
Molecular function (GO): peptide binding; G protein-coupled receptor activity
Source: RefSeq, a predicted model, not a curated record
CGUGUUCACAAUGCCAUGACGUCACUCACGCGUUCCUUGUUACUAUUUCUUAGUUGGAAACUAAACAUGUGAUCUAAAAAUUGCAACCGAUUCCCUAUGAAGAUAAUUGGCAAGACAGUAGGUCGUCAGUUACUGUUAAAACAGGUUUUCGGGAAAGAUGCGCCGAGAGCUAUCGCGCCAUACAUCGAAGUAUCGGGAUUCGCAGCCUGCGUCUUUGCCAUCAUCACCCUUGUGGGCAGCAUCCUGUUGAUCUACACCAUUCUCAGGUCCAAGCCGCUGAGAUGUCACCACAGAAACUGCAUCUUCCUCGGGAUCCUGCUGGCCGACUUAGUGAUGGGCAUCUUAGCACUGCCUCUACUCGCGGCGUUGUACGCCAAACACGCGACCUGGAGCCACGGAUGCAUCGUCGCCGUCAUGGUCGUCCAGUAUAUCGCGGCGGCCUUUCCCUUCCUCACGCUGUGGGGGCUGGUCAUCCUCAACCUGGACCGCAUCGUCCGCCAGUUCGCGGGGAAGAACCCGGAUUCUCCCACUAAGGUCGGGAUCGCUAUGGGCGCGCUGCCGUGGCUUCUGCUGGUGCUGGUUGUGGUGCCCAUCUCGCUGGCCUACAACCCGCUAGCCGACGGGUGGUCGUGCAAGUACACGUAUGACACGGGAUACGAGAAGGCGCAGACCACGGUGUGCUGCUUCCUGCCUUCCCUGGUGCUGUUCGUCACCACGCUCUACAUCCUGCACGGAGUCUUCUUCAAGUCCCACGGGGGCGGAGGCAGAGGCCGGGACCAGGACCAGACGACGCUGCUCAUCCAGAAGGACUCCUCCGAGUUUUGCACAGGCUUCGUGCCCGUGAUCGUCACGUCUCUGGUGUCCAUGAUAAUGCUGCUGCCGUCGCACAUCGUGUACAGCAUCCCCAAAGCCCAAAUCACUACUUUCGAUAACCGCAGCCUCUUCCUGUUCGUGCAUCUGCUGGUGUGGGCGACCUCGGCCGUGUUUCCGUUCCUCCUGUUAACAGACGAGGAUAUCCGAGAAGAGGUAAAGAACACCCUCAGUUGUUUCAAGCGUCUGGGUGGCGGUGGCGGUGGCGGCGGCAGCAGAAAAGGCGGUGGUGGUAGCGGUUACGGUGGUAGUAGCCGUGGCGGUGGCGGUAGCGGUUACGGUGGUAGUAGCCAUGGCGGUGGUGGUAGCGCUUACGGUGGUGGUAGUGGUGGCGGUGGUGGUAGCGCUUACGGUGGCGGUAGCCGUGGCGGUGGUGGUAGCGCUUACGGUGGUGGUAGUGGUGGCGGUGGUGGUAGCGCUUACGGUGGCGGUAGCCGUGGCGGUGGUGGUAGCGCUUACGGUGGUGGUAGCCAUGGCGGUGGUGGUAGCGGUGGUGGUAGCCGUGGCGGUGGUGGUAGCGCUCACGGUGGUGGUAGUGCUUACGGUGGUGGUAGUGGUGGCGGUGGUGGUAGCGCUUACGGUGGCGGUAGCAGCCACAGUGGAAAAAGCACAGCUUCAUCCAAGAGAUACAAUUAAUGCACCUGGGGAAUAAUCCUCAUUGGAAAACACUGAUUAAUUGUAGUACAAAUAAAUUACUUUGUGAUGUA